UAAACCCAUCUAGAUUUUUCUAAUUUUUUAGUUUUCUAGAAAAAAUAACUUCUAUAAAUGUGUAGCACUUUUCAUUACAAUUAAUAAAAGCGGUAGUAGUAAAUUAAAUAUAAAAAAAAUUACUGUUAGAGAAAAAGAAGAAGAAUGAGAUCAAGAAUGGAAGAAAUAGAAAGUAGCAGAGAAAUAUUGGUGGUAGAGAAAAAAGAUGAUAAGGGUGAAGGUGAAAGAGAAAGGCCAAAAGUGCCGUGGAAUGGGGGAUACGGGAAGAGCAUUGUGUAUGGAGGUCUGGACGCCAUUGUCACUUGCUUCUCUCUCAUUUCUUCCAUCUCUGCCAAUAGACUCUCCUCCGCGGAUGUUCUGGUGCUUGGGUUUGCGAAUUUGGUGGCGGAUGGAAUAUCAAUGGGAUUUGGAGAUUUUGUAUCAAGCAGCACUGAAAAAGAUGCCGCUGCAAUAGAAAGGGCUGUUACUGAGUGGGAUGUUACUAAUCAUAGUGGUCCUCAGAAGAUGGACUUACUUCAUCAAUAUCAAGCACUUGGGAUGGACCUAGAUGAUGCCACCACGGUGGUGAACAUAUUUGCAAAAUACAAGGACAUUUUGGUGGAUGAGAAGAUGAUGACUCAGAAAGGAAUGCUACCACCAGAUCAAGCAGGAGACAAGCCAUGGAAGAAUGGCCUUGUCACCUUUGCUGCCUUUAUCAUCUUCGGCAGCGCUCCUUUGCUUUCUUUUAUCGUUCUCAUUCCAAUCACCGACAACGAAUCAGUGAAGUUUCUCGGCGCUUGUUUGCUUUCUGCACUGGCCUUGGCACUUCUCGGUGUGGCCAAGGCAAAGAUUGCAGGCCAAAGUUAUGCAGUAUCUGCUGCCAUGACUCUAUUUACUGGUGCUAUUGCUGCUGGCGCUGCUUAUGCUUUGGGGUGGAUACUGAGGAGCAUAGCAGGCCUGGACGCAGAAACAUAGCACCUAUAAAGUAAGACCCAAGAGCAGCAGACAUUAUGAUUUUUUAAGGCCCUUUAAGGAUAUGCAUGUUUUUUUUGUGUUUUGUAUGGCUAAUGUUCUAUCAUUGAUAUGUUCAGCUAACAUAUAUAUCAGGCACUGCUUUUGGGAUGAACAUCAAAAUUCUAUGAUGA
This is a messenger RNA of Humulus lupulus (European hop), 1124 nucleotides long. RefSeq lists its product as uncharacterized. The record is from RefSeq and is a predicted model, not a curated record. Gene Ontology annotation, molecular function: manganese ion transmembrane transporter activity; iron ion transmembrane transporter activity. Lineage: Eukaryota; Viridiplantae; Streptophyta; Magnoliopsida; Rosales; Cannabaceae. The coding region runs from base 145 to 954 and encodes 269 amino acids. Gene Ontology annotation, biological process: intracellular manganese ion homeostasis. The transcript is spliced from 3 exons. Gene Ontology annotation, cellular component: membrane.